GAUUAAAUUAUUUUGACUUUGAAGGCAGUGGUAUUCUCAGCAGCAUGGCCUUUGUGCUUAAUUAAUCCUACAGGAACAUCUUGUUGCCAGGAGUCAUUUAAAUAGAUGUAUUACACUGUGGCUUUGUUGGUUUCCUCUGUGCAAAUACCAACUGCAUCUCCACACUAAUUAAUGCAUGUACAGUAAGUGUAUUUUGUUCCAAUCAAGGUUUGUGUACAGCUGUCCAAAGGCUGCCUUGUCAUCAAAAAUGCAGAGCUCCAGUAGCAUAGCUCAGGCCAGGCGGAUGGUGCAGCAGCUGAGGAUAGAGGCCAGCAUCGAGAGGAUAAAGGCGUCAAAGGCUUCAUCAGACCAUUACUGUGGAGAACAUGCUAAGAAUGACCCGCCGUUCAUGGGCAUUCCCACUUCAGAAAACCCUUUCAAGGACAAGAAGCCUUGCACUUUUUUGUAGGGGAACACCUGAACUCUUGCUGCUUUCCUUUGGAUUUAUGUGGAAUAAAAAAAAAAAGCUGAUAGUAAUACCAUUCACAACUUAUCUUAAGGCCAGUGUUUCCCCCGUACCUUUUCGCAUGCCUGCUAAAGUUCAAGGACUGUAUUCCUCUCUGCUUUGCAGUCAGAUAGCAGUUACAGCAAAGAAUCUGCCUGAAGCUGCGGCCUAAAAGGAGCUGUGCCAUCGAUGGGAGAGUUCCUGACUCAGCACGCUUAAACAAGCCCCCCCAAUCAUUGGUCCAAUCAGAUUUAGGCUUUCAGCUUUCACCUCUUACUUUCAUCAGGCUUGCUUCAGGAAACAGUUGUUGUAGGUUGUGUGCUACUGAUAAUGAGCACCAGAGAUAAUAAUAUCUUAUUGCCGGACGGGUUAACUGUGCUGUCCAUUACAUGGAGACAAAUAGAAAGAGUGGAGGUCCAUUGCCACUGAUGCACAGCUCCUGCUCCUAAUGUCACUAUGUUCUGUCUGCAGAGCCUAGGCUUACUACUGUACAGGCAAUUUGAAACCUGGUUAACAAUGUUAGUUUGAAACAUUUCAUGUUAACAACUGCUCUAAAACUUCCUCUGAUUUUAUUAUGACAACCUAUGACUGGCAGUGGGUGGUUGUGACUUGAUUUACUUGUGUGUUGGUGCUCAUGCAAAACAUAAGCAACUAAUUUGACAUUUUACCAGCCAUGGCCUUAAUAAUGAAGUGAUCUGGCUUCAACCUCACAACUACCUUUUAAUCACAUAAAUGCUGUUGUCUUAUACUGUGAAGUCUAAUACUAUAGGCUGUUGUGUGUAUGACAAAAUAUUUAAAAAUGACUCAUGUUCA
Messenger RNA from Sander lucioperca (pikeperch), 1297 nucleotides. It is a transcript of the gene gng12b, whose product is annotated as guanine nucleotide-binding protein G(I)/G(S)/G(O) subunit gamma-12. Gene Ontology annotation, biological process: G protein-coupled receptor signaling pathway. NCBI's taxonomy places the organism in Eukaryota, Metazoa, Chordata, Actinopteri, Perciformes, Percidae. Gene Ontology annotation, cellular component: heterotrimeric G-protein complex. The record is from RefSeq and is a predicted model, not a curated record. Gene Ontology annotation, molecular function: G-protein beta-subunit binding.